This is a messenger RNA of Perca fluviatilis (European perch), 5353 nucleotides long. Its product is annotated as serine/threonine-protein kinase BRSK2-like. The record is from RefSeq and is a predicted model, not a curated record. Gene Ontology annotation, molecular function: tau-protein kinase activity; ATP binding; protein serine/threonine kinase activity. Gene Ontology annotation, cellular component: cytoplasm. The transcript is spliced from 20 exons. The coding region runs from base 1177 to 3798 and encodes 873 amino acids. Gene Ontology annotation, biological process: microtubule cytoskeleton organization; protein phosphorylation; intracellular signal transduction. NCBI's taxonomy places the organism in Eukaryota, Metazoa, Chordata, Actinopteri, Perciformes, Percidae.
ACGGGGAGUCGGCUACCACCAGGCCAGCUGAGGAUGCUUGUUGUUUCUAGAAACAGGAUUCAUCACCGGGCCGAGCGCUGAUCCUCCUCCGGCACACCGAGCGCUCCUCUCCCCGCUGCAGCCGUCCUGACCGCGGGGGCGCAGUUCGCCUGUCUGGCCCCGUCUGCCCGACGCUGUUUCUUUUUUUUUCUUCUUUUUGAUGCUCUUCCCCCCUCUUCCUCUAUUUCCUGAUGCAGGGCCGGGGAGGGGUGAGCCAAAGUGUGCACCGGAUAUUGGAAAACCCAUUCUUCUUGCUGAUGCUGUUGUGAUAAUAGAUCAUUAUCUGGACAACGCCGCAUCUUGCACAGAAAGCCACAUCCUGACCGAAACGAGGCCCCGGCUGGCUUGAGAAGAAGAAGAAGAAGAAGAAGAAAAGAAGAAGAAGAAGAAAAAAGGGGGGGGGGGAUGUAGCCUAUGAGCUUGGAAGCAUUAUGGAAACAUUUUUGGACGGUAGUAGCAGCAGCAGCAGCAGCAGCGGCAGCAGCAGUGAGGAGGGGGUCCCUGAUAUCGAUCAGAGAAUGGAUUCAAUCAGGCCAUUCUGACUUGGGAUAUUUGAGACUGUGCCCUUACAGGAAUCAAUCUGUGGCAAAUGUAGCCCUCAGGUCUGAAUGAGAUGAUCUUUUUUUCCCUGCUCCACUUUUGGCCAGCUGCAUAAGCUACAUAGGAUCAAUCAGCUUUAAACUACUGUUGUUAUUUAUAGCAGGAGGGUGGUGGAUUUGAUGGGACUACAUCUCCCAUCACCGGCACCGGUCAAACCUCAAACGUCCUCUUCUUUCGGAUCUUUUCUACCUUGCCUCUGAAUAAUGCUGCUUUCUGUGCUGUAGUGAAAGAGACACAAACCGAGACUGGGACAUAUGCUUCUUUAUCCCAUAGGCCUUGUAGAGUGUAAAACUGGGCCGGUUCUCACUCCCAGCGCGGACCUGGCCGCAUGACAAACAAGUGCAUGGGAGUAGCCUGCAGGGCCCGGCUUUAGAUCACGACAAGUCCUCCGCGCCUCUCCUCUCCGCCGCCGUGUAGCCGCCCGGGAUAUGUGCGUUACGGCAUUACGCACGGACCAGGAGCGACCGCUAUCUUGAUCUGCCUCAUAUAUAUAUAUAUAUAUAUAUAUCAGGAAUAGGAUUUCACCUUUGGGAAAGGAUGAGCAGCAAGGAGCUGACGGUGGGCCAGUCCAGCCAGUAUGUGGGGCCUUACCGGCUGGAGAAGACCCUCGGGAAGGGACAGACAGGACUGGUGAAGUUGGGUGUCCACUGUAUAACGGGACAGAAGGUGGCCAUAAAGAUUGUCAACCGAGAGAAACUCUCUGAAUCAGUUCUAAUGAAGGUGGAGAGAGAAAUAGCUAUUCUUAAACUAAUAGAGCACCCUCACGUUCUGAAGCUGCAUGAUGUCUAUGAGAAUAACAAAUACCUGUACCUGGUUUUGGAGCAUGUGUCUGGCGGAGAGUUAUUUGACUACCUGGUGAAGAAGGGCAGGCUGACCCCCAAAGAAGCCAGGAAGUUCUUCAGACAAAUCAUCUCCGCCCUUGACUUCUGCCACAGUCACUCCAUAUGUCACAGAGACCUGAAGCCAGAGAAUCUUCUCCUGGAUGAGAAGAAUAACAUCAGGGUAGCAGACUUUGGCAUGGCGUCGCUUCAAGUCGGGGACAGCCUGUUGGAAACCAGUUGUGGAUCCCCACAUUAUGCUUGCCCAGAGGUCAUAAGGGGGGAGAAGUACGAUGGUCGCAGAGCAGAUGUUUGGAGUUGUGGAGUCAUCCUCUUUGCUCUUCUUGUGGGUGCCUUGCCCUUUGACCAUGAUAACCUGCGGCAGCUUCUCGAGAAAGUGAAGAGCGGGGUAUUCCACAUGCCUCACUUUAUACCUCCCGACUGUCAGGCUUUGCUUAAAGGAAUGAUAGAGGUCAACCCCGACAAGAGACUCACGCUAGAAGCAAUACAGAAACACCCCUGGUACCAGGGUGGUCGUAAUGAGCCUUGCCCAGAGCAGCCGCCCCCUCGCCGGGUGUGUGUGAAGAGGAUCCUGUCCUUAACAGACCUGGACCCUGAUGUCCUGGAGAGCAUGUACUCCUUAGGGUGCUUCAGAGACCGGGUCAAACUCACACAGGACCUUACAAGUGAGGAGGAGAACCAGGAGAAGAUGAUCUACUACCUCCUAUUGGACAGGAAGGAGCGCUACCCCAGCUGUGAAGAUGAGGAUCUGCCUCCCAGAAAUGACCUAGACCUCCAAGACCCACCCAGGAAGCGUGUGGACUCCCCCAUGCUGACGCGUCAUGGCCGUUGUCGUCCAGAGAGGAAGAGCUUGGAGGUCCUCAGUGUCACAGAACAGGGGUCUCCCACCCCACCUCGCAGGGCCCUGGACACUAAUGCACACAGCCAGAGGUCUCGUUCAGUCAGUGGGGCAUCCACAGGCCUGUCCUCCAGUCCUCUCAGCAGUCCCAGGAGCCCGGUCUUCACUUUCAGCCAAUCAGAAGUCACCUCCGCUCCUUCCUCCAAAGACCCCAAACCAGGAAGUGCCACCACCUCCCGGCCUACCCGCCCAGCACCCGACUCAAAAACACAGACCCUGCCCUCAAAGGGCCCCGCCGACCGGCCCCAACUCCACUCCAUGAAGUCCCUCCCUCUGCAGACUCCACGCUCCCCUUCCCCAUCCCCCUCUCCACUCCUCUCCCCCAUCCCACGCUUCUUCAACUUCCCCUCUCCGUCUGUCUUUAAGUCCAAGAACGUCCACUCGUCCUCUAACUCCUCUGCCACCCCUCCUCCUGUGUCGCAGGUCACGCCGCAGGGCUCGCCGCUGCCCACCCCGCUGGGCACGCCUGUGCACCAAAUCCACCACCCUUCCUCCACCACCCCUCCCUCCUCUUCCUCCUCGUCUUCUUCUUCCAGAGCGGACGGAGCCGGCGGGGCCUCGCUGUCACUGACGCCGCCCUCCAGCCCGGGCGGCAGUGGCGGUCUGGCCGGCUCGAGCUCCGCCCACUGGAGAACAAGACUCAACUCGUUCAAAAACAACCUUCUGGGCUCGCCACGCUUCCAUCGGCGCAAACUGCAAGUCCCCACAUCAGAGGACAUGUCCAGUUUGACUCCAGAGUCCAGUCCAGAACUGGCUAAGAAGUCCUGGUUUGGCAACUUCAUCAGCCUGGAGAAGGAGGAGCAGAUCUUUGUUAUGAUUCGAGACAAGCCACUCAGCUCCAUCAAGGCUGACAUCGUCCAUGCUUUUCUCUCAAUCCCAUCCCUGAGCCACAGUGUGGUGUCUCAGAACAGUUUCCGGGCAGAGUACAAGUCCUCUGGCGGCCCCUCGGUCUUCCAGAAGCCCGUCAAGUUCCAAGUGGACAUUGCUUUCUCCGAGGGAGAGAGGGAGCGAGAGAGGGAACGAGCAGAGGGGGAAGGGAAACGAGAGAUGGGCAUCUACAGCGUCACCUUUACUCUAAUAACAGGUCCCAGUCGCAGAUUCAAGAGAGUGGUGGAAACAAUCCAGGCUCAGCUCCUGAGUACUCACGAUCAGCCUUCUGUGCAGGCACUGGCUGGCCCCCCAGAUGAGAAGAACGGUCAGCUUUCCCGACAGCCCAGCACGCCUUCGCGUCAGAACUCCCGGCGUUCCGAGAGCGGAUCGGAGCGGGGGGAGAAGGAACGUGCGGCAGAUGGAGGGAGCGGAAGUGGAAGCGGCAGCGGCGGCGGCAGCAGCAGCAGCGGGACGGCCUUACAAAGGCAGGGCUCGGGGAAAGACAAGACCAGACUCCUCUCGUCGUCCAACGGGACACAGUCUCAUCCCUGAAGAGAAUGUUGUGGAAGAGAGGCCAGGGUCACCUGCCUGGCCUUUUUCUCUUCCUUCCCUCAAUCCUACCCACGUUAUUUCCUUCACUAUUUCAUUUCUUCCUGCCUUGCUUUCUACCAUUAUUCCAAAGCAAUGGGAUGGAAGAGGAGGGGGAAGUUUUUUCCCCCGAAGCUGAUUUUCGGGACAGAGAAUUGCCCACAAACGGCUGAUUUUAGCAGAAAUGCAUACUUGUGGGGGUGGCGGAAGCAGAUAGAGCUGAUCUCUAAUCAGCCUUCGUGAUGAAAAUCAGAUGUCCCAAAAAGUCCCCAACCUUACCAGAGAAAUAAAGGAAAAGCUCACACACGUCGUUCACCCCGACGAAUCAAGAAAGCACAUAACCUUCCCACCGACCUAUCACAUUGCAGCACACAGCUCAAAUCCAACAGGAAACCUCCAUCAGUCGGUCAAAAUGGCCCAGGAAGAUACCGGCCAAUGACAGAGUCCCGUAAGUCAUUCUGUUUUUAUCAUUUCCUGACCAGUCACCUGGAACAUCCACGUCUCCUCAACACUAACCUGACCCCAAACAGGAAAACCUUCUCUCCUCUCUCUUCUCCUCACUUUCUAACUCAAGACAAAUAGUGGCUUGUGUCUUCUCAAGCAAUGCAACAAAAGGAGGAUUUUAUCUUUUGAGAAAGAAUUAACAGGAAGAGUCUUGAUUUGGACUUGAUUGUUAAAGUGGAUUUUACCUGUAGAUAAUUAGCAAACGUAACGCCGUACUUUAACAAUCAAGGAGUCUGAGAGCAGAGAAAGAAAUGACGGGGAAUGGAUCCGACGUGGUCUCCGUUCUGUAGCCCCACGGCGAGGGGGAACAUCAAAAACCAGACAGACGAGACCACUUUUCCUCGAGCGUUUGAGAAGCAUAAAUUCCCACAAUUAUUUCCGAAUUACACUGAAGCUAUGACACCGCAUUGCCUUUAACGGAGGAGAAAAAGUGGAUAGCUAGGUAGAUUUAGCCCCAUUUGGAGGACACUAGUCACACCACAGGUAGAAUGUCUCACAAGUGAAAUCUCCCGCCGGAGGAGAGGGAGGUGAAUAGAUAGAUAGAGACUAAACAGAGGAUAGCUAGCAGCAGGUAUCCAUUGGGUAGCAAACGAAGGACACGAGAAAAACUAGCAGCAGAAAUGUAGAGCUGACUUAGAGAUGGCAGUGAUAGCCUGUUCUGUUAGGUGGGGAUCUUUUUCCAAGUCUCUCUCAAUACACCAUUCAUACGCCAUAUGUACAUUGAAAGAGUUCCAGUUUGCUGUAUAUUCUCCUGUACAUGCUGGCUGUGAAAGAAUCCCUUCCAAGUGUGACGCCACUGUAAAAGAUAGGGAACAAAGUCCACAGGCAAGCUAAUAUGCGGCGUCAUAAGUCUGCCUAACUGAUGUUCGGUAUACCAUGCAUGAUUUUUUUCUGUACUUUUAGCUCAAUGCUAUGUAUAUAGCUAUCAAGUGCACACUUAAAGCUAUAGUGCGUAGUUUCUGUCUCCCCCAUGAGGAAUUUCUAAGUAAUGACAACAAAACUGUCCACAUGACGC